AUUACGUCAAAGCCUACGGGCGGUGGACUUUAGACAGAGGGACGGGUGACACAGGCUACAGAAGACUGUCUCCUUCCUGGAAAGAAACGCAGCAAGUUUAGACAUGGCCAAGUUCCUCACACAGGUUAGGAUCAAUGAGUUCAAAGAAUGCUUCUCCUUGUAUGACAAGAAGCAAAAGGGCAAGAUAGAUGCCAAAGACCUGAUCACAGUCAUGCGCUGCCUGGGUACAAGCCCCACGUUCGGAGAAAUCGACCGACACCUACAAGUCCACAAAAUUGCAAAGACAGACGAGGUGGACUUCUCUGUGUUCCUGACAAUGAUGCACAGGCAGAUGCAGCAGGAGGACCCCAAGAACGAAAUCCUGCAGGCCUUCAGGAUGACAGACAAGCAGAAGAGGGGACACAUCCAGGCGAGUGAGCUGCGGGCCAAGCUCACCCAGUUAGGAGAGAAACUCACGAACAAAGAAGUUGAUGAGAUCUUCAGUGAGGCAAACGUGCAGUCGAAUGGGAUUGUAAAGUACGAGGAGUUCAUCGACGUUGUGAACCUGCCACCGAUCGAUUACUGAUUAAUUUUUAUCAUUUUUUUCGGGAGUGGGACACAAAACAACUUCAGAUUUAGAAACAAGCCACGGUGGGAGAGACUGGUGCCUUUUUGGUGCGGGCAGAAAACAGAGGAAAAAAAAAAAUUCUUCAGUUGGCCUUUCCAUGAAUUUCGCCAGAUAAUUUAAUGAAGUGGCUGAACAUAAUAUGAAGCACUGCUGUACCUUCAGAUUUAAUGAUUUAAUGUCUGGUUUGAUUGCACUGAAUUGAAUGCCUUUGUCAUUGUCAUGUAAUUUUACACAGUAAAACGAGAUUAAGAUGCAAUUCCCUUGACGCAUCAAUUUCAAAUAAAAAUGAAAAAAAGCAAUAUAUAAUAAAUACUGUCAAAAGAAGAAGAAACAUGUGUUGAAGUGUAGUGCAGUUCUGAUGUCAUUAGCAGUUGAUGUGUUGUGUGUGGACCACAUUUCUCUGUCAGUGUGUUUUAUUAAAACGUCCAUCUGUCAUAUGUUUCUUUAUCUCACACAGUUUUAGGUGCAUAAUUGUCUUCUCAGCUUAAGUUUCCCCUGAUGAACGUUUCCAUACGAUAUCAGUAUAAAAAUAGCCACACGUUGCUCAUUAAUAAAUGAAUGACACGUAAUUGCUGCAUUGCCCAUUACAGUGACAUUCAGUUUGAGUUGUGAUCAGAACGGCCGCUUCAUCUGUGACACUGCGUCGUAUUAAGCUCCCUCUACACAAUAAGCAAUUAGUUUAUCAAACUAAUUGAAAAAUGAUCUUUCUGCGGUGAAGACGCCAUAAUCCAUUCACUGAAAAAUCAUACAUGGUACAUACAUACAUAAUAUCACAACCCGCUGCUGAUUGUGAUUUAAUUUUGCCACUACGUCGUUUGAUAUAAAGGGUUUAACGACAGAAAGUAAUUUAGUUUUGUUGCCUCCAGCGUCAGAAUUAAAAAAAAGUUUUAGUUUUUUUAUGUGGCAGGAAUAACAAAUAUCUGUGUUUCACUUAAACGGAUACGCCACCCCUAUGUGACAUUUACUCACCACAGUGAGAAAAAGCGUUUUUAAAUCGGUCCAGAUGUCGUCCUAAUCCGGCAGCGCAGCUGUUAGCAAGAAAUUACAUCUAAACUCAUACAGUUUAAAAUGGUUCAUAGGAUACACUAUAGCAAAUCCAGGCUUGCCAAGAUAUUCCCAGACACGACUGACACUUGUGACAGAUGUUCCCAUGCUCCUUGUAAUCUUACUCAUAUGUUUUGGUCAUGCAUUAGGCUAAGGGAUUACUGGGAGUCUUAUUUCAGAAUAAUUUCAGUAAUAUCUGAACAAAUAACAGAACCAUGCUCACAGGUUACUUUUUUUUUACUCUAACUCUUACUCUAUGAAAAUUUACUUCAUUAAUAGCUCGCUGUAGAAUAUGGAAGAACUUGUCACCUCCAUCACCCACUUCAUGGCUGCGUAAUACAAUGUUAAGAUUACAUUUUUACAUCAACCUCUGAUCAAUGACUUUAGUGGAAUGGGCUCCCUUUCCCCAGACUGAUUAUCUGGAUGAGACAUCCAAUACUGACUGUACUGAAUGUAUUGUUCUGUUAUGUUUGUUAUUAAUAAUUCCUUUUUUAUUUUCCUCUGUGUUUAACACUGAUAUAACUCUUGUCAACACUAAUACACCUCAUUCUGAUCUUUUA
This is a messenger RNA of Mugil cephalus (flathead mullet), 2211 nucleotides long. Its product is annotated as calmodulin-like protein 4. The transcript is spliced from 5 exons. Gene Ontology annotation, cellular component: myosin II complex. Lineage: Eukaryota; Metazoa; Chordata; Actinopteri; Mugiliformes; Mugilidae. The record is from RefSeq and is a predicted model, not a curated record. Gene Ontology annotation, molecular function: calcium ion binding. The coding region runs from base 104 to 565 and encodes 153 amino acids.